This is a messenger RNA of Eruca vesicaria subsp. sativa (arugula), 1519 nucleotides long. Lineage: Eukaryota; Viridiplantae; Streptophyta; Magnoliopsida; Brassicales; Brassicaceae. The record is from the annotation of a GenBank genome assembly.
AACAAAAGUAUUUUGUUUUGUCUUUUCUUUCUUUUUUAAAAGCAUAUCCUUUUGUUAUUCAGAGCUUGAAAGUUGUCUCUGUUUAUCAAGACCAUGUCGUCUACUUCCUUCACCGACCUCCUUGCUUUUUCCGGCGUUGACUGCUACGAAGAAGACAAAGACUUUCAUGGCGGGAUUUACCCGGACAGAACCGGGUCGGGUUUACCCAAGUUCAAGAUGGCGCAGCCUUCUCUUCUUCCCAUUUCUCAAUCUUUCGCCUUCUCCGAUUUACUUGACUCUCCUCUUCUUCUCAGCUCCUCUCAUAGUUUGAUAUCUCCGACGACAGGAGCGUUUCCAUUUCAAGGCAACCACUCAGAUUCCCCAUGGCAGCUACAAUCGCAAACGCAACCGUCAAACGCUUCUUCUGCUUUUCCAGACACAUAUUGUGUUCAAGAUCUCCACAAGAAGAAGGAUCCGGUUCCUCGUGAAUUUGCAGCACACAGUUUGGGAUCAGAUCGCCAGGUUAAGGUACCAUCUUACAUGGUGAGUAGGAACUCUAAUGAUGGUUAUGGUUGGAGAAAAUACGGCCAGAAACAAGUGAAGAAAAGCGAAAACCCUAGGAGUUACUUCAAGUGUACGUAUCCUAAUUGUGUUUCCAAGAAGAUUGUUGAGACUGCUUCUGAUGGACAGAUCACUGAGAUCAUCUACAAAGGAGGUCAUAACCAUCCUAAGCCUGAGUUCACCAAGAGACCAUCAGGAUCAACAUCAUCAUCGGCUAAUGCAAGAAGAAUGUUUAAUCCUUCUUCUGUUGUUAGUGAAACACAUGAUCAGUCAGAGAGCUCUUCCAUCUCGUUUGACUACAGUGAUCUUGAGCAGAAAAGCUUUGAAUCUGAGUAUUUUGAGAUAGAUGAAGAGGAGGAACAACCUGAGAUUAAGAGGCUGAAAACAGAAGGUGGAGAUGAAGGAAUGUCUGUCGAAGUAAGCAGAGGAGUGAAAGAACCAAAAGUUGUUGUUCAAACACUAAGUGACAUCGAUGUUCUUGUAGAUGGCUUUAGAUGGAGGAAGUAUGGUCAAAAAGUGGUCAAGGGAAAUACUAAUCCAAGGAACUAUUACAAGUGCACAUACCAAGGUUGUGGAGUGCGGAAGCAAGUAGAAAGAUCUGCAGAAGAUGAGAGAGCGGUUCUCACUACCUAUGAAGGAAGACAUAAUCAUGAUAUCCCAACCACGCUACGUCGCUCAUGAAAACAAAAACGUUCUUGAGACUUGAUCACUAGUAAUAUCAUCUUAGGAUUUGGAAAAAAAAAAAAACUCUUACUAUGGUUGUCUUUUGUGCUCAUUACAGUUUGUUUAUUUGUCUGUAACAGUCAGUACUUUGUUGUUGUACAGAGUGGUACUGGUGGUUAGUAGUUUUAAAGAACCUCUAUUCGUGUGUGUGACUUAAAUACUUAGAGUCCAUUUUAUUUUAUUUUAUUUUAUUAUCUUGUGUUCCAGUACAUUUCACAUUCAAGAUUGAUAAGCAAUUGUAAUGUUAUGUAGUCCA